This is a messenger RNA of Penicillium verhagenii, 963 nucleotides long. Its product is annotated as ketopantoate reductase family protein. NCBI's taxonomy places the organism in Eukaryota, Fungi, Ascomycota, Eurotiomycetes, Eurotiales, Aspergillaceae. Gene Ontology annotation, biological process: pantothenate biosynthetic process. Gene Ontology annotation, cellular component: cytoplasm. The coding region runs from base 1 to 963 and encodes 320 amino acids. The transcript is spliced from 5 exons. Gene Ontology annotation, molecular function: 2-dehydropantoate 2-reductase activity. The record is from RefSeq and is a predicted model, not a curated record.
AUGUCUGACAAGAUUGAUGUCCUUUUAUACGGCCUUGGAGCUAUCGGAUCCUUCUACGCCUUCAUUCUCAGCCGUUCCGACCGUGUGCGAUUAACGGUAGUUGCUCGGUCUAACUACGACGCGGUAUCUACCAAAGGAAUCACAAUCAACAGCGAGAACCACGGCCAGCAUACCUUCCACCCUUACAAAGUUGUGAGAACACCCGCCGAGGCAUCACCAGUUGACUAUGUCGUAUGCGCCCACAAGGCCAUUGACCAGGAGGACGUUGCGACGAAAUUGAAGCCAGUCGUCGAAGACGGCCGUACCACUUUCGUUAUCAUCCAAAAUGGAGUAGGAAAUGAAGUGGCCUUCAGAAACGAGUUCCCCAAGUCCUCCAUUCUAACUUGUGUCACCUGGGUAGGAGCCAACCAAAUCAGCCCUGGCAUCGUCAACCACACAAAAUCCGAGGACAUGCAGAUCGGCCUUUAUCCCAAUACGGACAUCGAUGCUGCAACUGAGAAACAACGGCUAAAGACCUUUGCCGAUCUCUUGGAGCACGGAAAAACUCGAUUCCAGGUUCUCGAGGAUAUGCAGCGACAGCGAUGGGAGAAGGUUGUGUGGAACGCCGCGUGGAACUCCAUCACUGCGUUGACGAUGGUUGACUCUCAAACCUGGUUGCAUUCUUCCAAGAAUGCAGAGCCAUUCACCCGGCAGUUGAUGCGGGAGGUUAUUCAGAUAGGGCGGGCUUGCGGUGUCACACUCGAAGAUCAACUUGUUCAGCAGCUUAUGGACAAGAUCAACGCCAUGCCUGGAAUCGGAAGUAGCAUGCAGACGGACUGUAAGAGUGGGCGGCCGAUGGAGAUCGAUGUGAUUCUCGGUUUUCCUGUGCGCAAGUCUAAGGAGCUGGGUAUUCCAGCCCCUUAUCUUGAGACUUUACAUUUGCUUUUAUGUGCUGUGGAUGGGCGGAUUCGAGCUGCACUUUGA